CUGUUGUGUUGAAGACCAAUCAAGCAGGAGAGACCAGCCUCCCCUGUUCCCAGCUGUGUGUCCAUGAAGAGUGACGGGUCUAUGGUUCAACCUUUACAGUUUAGAGAGGGAGACUUUUCUACUGAACAAAGAAACCAACAGAAGAGAUCAGAGUCAGAGAUUCUCAGUGGUCAGUCUUCCCAGAGUCAUCAAACAGACCUGGCCUCCAUAUUCAGUUUGCUUGAAGAGAAAAUUAUGACAUUUGUGAAGAACGAGCUGAAGAUGUUCAAGAGGAUUCUUAGUCCAGAACUCCCAGAAGGCUUUGAGAGUCAGAAGCAGGAUAAGGAAGUGGUGGAUGCUGAAGAUGAGCAGCAGGAGAGCAGUGCCAGAGAGGGGGCUCUGAAGAUCACACUGCACAUCCUGAGGAAAAUGAACCAGAAGGAGCUUGCUGACACACUGGAGAAAUAUGAGCUUGCUGUGAUUUGCCAACGUGAACUCAAAUCUAAUCUAAAGAAGAAGUUUCAAUGUGUAUUUGAGGGGAUCGCUAAACAAGGAAACCCAACACUUCUCAAUAAGAUCUACACAGAGCUCUACAUCACAGAGGGUGGAACAGGAGAGGUCAAUAAUGAACAUGAGCUGAGACAGAUUGAGACAACAACCAGGAAACAAGCAAGACCAGAGACUGCAAUCAAAUGUAACGACAUCUUCAAACCCUUAACUGGACAAGACAAACGUAUCAGAACUGUGCUGACAAAGGGAGUCGCUGGCAUUGGAAAAACAGUCUCUGUGCAGAAGUUCAUUCUGGACUGGGCUGAAGGAAAAGCAAAUCAGGAUGUCCAAUUUGUAUUUUCAUUCCCUUUUAGGGAGCUGAAUUUGAUGAAAGAGGAGAAACACACUUUCAUUGAACUUCUCAAUCACUUCUCAAUUGAAACCAAAACAUCUAGAAUCUCCAUCUACAACAAGUACAAAGUUUUGUUCAUCUUUGAUGGUCUGGAUGAGUGCCGACUGCCCCUAGACUUCCAGAAGAACAAGAUCUGUUGUGACGUCACAGAGUCAACCUCAGUGGAUGUUCUGCUGACAAAUGUCAUGAAGGGAAAUCUGCUUCCCUCUGCUCUCAUCUGGAUAACUACCCGACCUGCAGCAGCCAAUAAGAUCCCUUCAGGAUGUGUUGACCAGGUGACAGAGGUACGAGGGUUCAAUGACCCACAGAAAGAAGAGUACUUCAGGAAGAGAUUUAGUGAUGAGGACCUGGCCAGCAGAAUCAUCUCACACAUAAAGACAUCAAGGAGCCUCCACAUCAUGUGCCACAUUCCAGUCUUCUGUUGGAUUUCUGCAACAGUCCUUGAACACAUGCUGAAAAAUAAGAGAGAAGAGAUGCCCAAGACUCUGACUGAGAUGUACACACACCUUGUGGUAUUUCAUACCAAACAGAAGAAUGAAAAGUAUCUUGGGAAUGAAGAGACAGGUCCACACUGGAAUAAAAAGAGCAUUCUGUCACUGGGAAAACUGGCUUUUCAACAGCUUUUGAAUGGCAAUCUGAUUUUCUAUGAAGAAGACCUGAAAGAUGCUGGCAUUGAUGUCAAUGAAGCCUCAGUGUACUCAGGAUUGUGCACACAGCUCUUUAAAGAGGAAUGUGGGCUGUACCAGGACAAGGUGUACUGCUUUGUUCAUCUGAGCAUUCAGGAGUUUCUGGCUGCUGUAUAUGUGUUCCUCUCAUUCAUCAACAACAAUGAGAAUGUAAUGGACAAACUGCAAUCAACGUCCAGGAACUUUUCUGUGAGGAUCAAACAAAGGCGUAAAGUUACUUUCUACAAGAGUGCUGUGGAUAAAGCCUUACAAAGUGAGACGGGAAACCUGGACCUGUUCCUCCGCUUCCUUCUGGGCCUCUCACUGGAGUCCAAUCAGAAGCACUUACGAGGUCUACUGACAAAGACAAGAAGCAGCUCACAGAGCCAUGAAGAAACAGUCAAAUACAUCAAGGGGAAGAUCAGGGAGAAUCCCUCUCCAGAGAGGAGCAUCAAUCUGUUCCACUGUCUGAAUGAACUGAAUGACCAUUCUCUAGUGGAGGAGAUCCAAAGCUACCUGAGAUCAGAAAGUCUCUCAAAACCCAACCUGUCACCUGCACAGUGGUCAGCUCUGGUCUUUGUGUUGCUGACUUCAGAAAAGGAGCUGGAUGUGUUUGACCUGAAGAAAUACUCCAGAUCAGAGGAAGGUCUUCUGAGGCUGAUGCCAGUGGUCAAAGCCUCCAGAGCUGUUCUGCUGUCAGGCUGUAGAGUCACAGAGGAAGGCUGUGCUUCUCUGGUCUCAGCUCUGAGGUCAAACCCCUCACACCUGAGAGAGCUGGACCUGAGUAACAAUGACCUGAAGGAUUCAGGAGUGAAGCUGCUCUCUGAUGGACUGGGGAAUCCCCACUGUAAACUGGAGACUCUGAGGCUGUCAGGCUGUCUAGUCACAGAGGAAGGCUGUGAUUCUCUGGUCUCAGCUCUGAGGUCAAACCCCUCACACCUGAUAGAGCUGGAUCUGAGUAACAAUGACCUGAAGGAUUCAGGAGUGAAGCUGCUCUCUGCUGGACUGGGGAAUCCCCACUGUAAACUGGAGACUCUGAGGCUGUCAGGCUGUCUAGUCACAGAGGAAGGCUGUGCUUCUCUGGUCUCAGCUCUGAGGUCAAACCCCUCACACCUGAGAGAGCUGGAUCUGAGUAACAAUGACCUGAAGGAUUCAGGAGUGAAGCUGGUCUCUGCUGGACUGGGGAAUCCCCACUGUAAACUGGAGACUCUGAGGCUGUCAGGCUGUCUAGUCACAGAGGAAGGCUGUGCUUCUCUGGUCUCUGCUCUGAGGUCAAACCCCUCACACCUGAGAGAGCUGGACCUGAGUAACAAUGAUUUGAAGGUUUCAGGAGUGAAGCUGCUCUCUGCUGGACUGGGGAAUCCCCACUGUAAACUGGAGACUCUGAGGCUGUCACGCUGUCUAGUCACAGAGGAAGGCUGUGCUUCUCUGGUCUCAGCUCUGAGGUCAAACCCCUCACACCUGAGAGAGCUGGACCUGAGCUACAAUCACCCAGGAGACUCAGGAGUCAGACUGCUCUCUGCUGGACUGGAGGAUCCACACUGCAGACUGGAGAAACUCAAUGUGGAACAUGAUGGAGAGAACAGAAUGAAACCUGGACUUAGAAAAUAUGUCUGUGAUCUCACACUGAACCCAAACACAGUAAACAGACACCUCUCUCUGUCUGAGGAGAACAGAAAGGUGACAUGGAGGACAGAGGAGCAGCCGUAUCCUGAUCACCCAGAUAGAUUUGAGUACUGUAGACAGGUGCUGUGUAGAGAGGGUCUGACUGGGCUCUGUUACUGGGAGGUAGAGUGGAGUGGGGGGGCUGUUAUAGGAGUGGCAUAUAAAGGAAUCAACAGGAGAGGAGAGGUUAAUGACUGUUGUCUUGGAUACAAUGACAAGUCCUGGAGUCUGUUCUGCUCUGACAUCAGUUACUCUGCCUGGCACAAUAAUAAUCACACUACCAUAGACGUCCCCUCCUCCAGCUCCCACAGAGUAGGAGUGUAUCUGGACUGGCCAGCCGGCACUCUGUCCUUCUAUAGAGCCUCCUCUGACACACUGACCCACCUGAUCACAUUCACCUCCACGUUCACUGAGCCCCUCUAUCCAGGGUUUAGGCUUUGGUGGGAUGACUCCUCAGUGUCCCUGAAAAUAAUAACCUGACACAC
This is a messenger RNA of Oncorhynchus nerka (sockeye salmon), 3695 nucleotides long. Its product is annotated as NACHT, LRR and PYD domains-containing protein 12-like. Lineage: Eukaryota; Metazoa; Chordata; Actinopteri; Salmoniformes; Salmonidae. The transcript has 11 exons. Bases 64 to 3690 code for a protein of 1208 amino acids. The record is from RefSeq and is a predicted model, not a curated record. Gene Ontology annotation, biological process: intracellular signal transduction. Gene Ontology annotation, molecular function: protein binding.